AUGAGAUUUAAUCUAGUGGGUGUAGGUUAAAAGAAAUGCUAGAGAGAGUCUGAAUGUCCUGAAGGUAAAAAAUGCUUCAGAGGCAUUUGUUUGCUUGACAAGUUUGAUUCAAUUGCUGAUGUAGUACCCAUUAGAUGUGAGAUCUCAGAUGACUGUUUAAGCGGUUAAUGCAUAGACGGAAUGUGUGAAUGA
Messenger RNA from Stylonychia lemnae, 192 nucleotides. The record is from the annotation of a GenBank genome assembly. Lineage: Eukaryota; Ciliophora; Spirotrichea; Sporadotrichida; Oxytrichidae.